ACCGUUUGGUGCUGGGGACAUGGGUGGAGGCCUUGAGGUGUCAGCGCUGGGGACAUGUUUUUUUGCUGGGGACACUGGUGGUGGCCACGGGGUGAGAGUGCUGGGGACACGGUUUAUUGCUGGGGACACUGGUGGUGGCCUUGGAGUGAGAGUGUUGGGGACAUGAGUGGUGGCCUUGAGGUGUCAGCGCUGGGGACAUGGUUUAUUGCUGGGGACACUGGUGGUGGCCUUGGAGUGAGAGCGUUGGGGACGUGGGUUAGUGCUGGGGACACGGGUGGUGGCCGUGGGGUGCCGGCGUUGGGGACGUGGGUCGGUGCCGGCGCAGGGACCCGGAGGAUGUCCCCAGGACACGCGCUGGGGACCUGGCCGGUGGCUGGGGGUGCCGUGGCCGUGUGGCUCUGCCCCGGCGCGAGGCCACGGCCGGUGACGGGCGCCCGGUUGCCGUUUCCUCCCGCUAAUCGCCGCUAAUUGGCUUUGCCCUGCCGGGGGCCAGGGAGCCCACGGGGGAGCGGCGGGGGGGGGGGGCGCGGGGGGGGCCACGUCGGGGCGUAAGAGGAUUUUCCGGGUCCUUCUUAAGGCUCGGCCACCGCAGGGUCCCGCUCCCUGCCCGCUGCCCACCCACCCCCGGCCCCAUGCCACGCUCCCGGGGGGACAAGGGGGCCCCCAAGGACACGGAGACCCCGGGGAAAGGGAAAAGGGGGGAGGGGGGGGAGAAAAGCCCCAAAACCCCCGAGGACGGUGGCCCCCCGGCUACCAAAAGCCCAGGCUCUGAGUCCCGGCAAGGCGGCCACGGGCAGAAGAACGGCAAGAAGGGGCCUGGGGACCCCCACGCCGCGGCCACCAAGACCUACUCCCCCUUCCUCAACACCGUCUUCGGCAAGGAGCGGGAGCUGUCACCAGAGGAGCUGGACGAGCUGCUGGACGCCUUCAAGGAGUUCGACACGGACCAGGACGGGUACCUCAGCUACAAGGACCUGGGCGCCUGCAUGCGCACCCUGGGGUACAUGCCCACCGAGAUGGAGCUCAUCGAGAUCUCCCAGCACAUCAAGAUGAGGAUGGGCGGCCGCGUGGACUUCGAGGACUUCGUGCAGAUGAUGGGGCCGAAGUUGCGGGAGGAGACGGCCCACAUGGUGGGCGUGAGGGAGCUCAAGAUCGCCUUCCGUGAGUUCGACGUGAACGGGGACGGGGAGAUCAGCAGCGCGGAGAUGCGGGAGGCCAUCGCGGCGCUGCUGGGGGAGCAGCUGAAGGCGCAGGAGGUGGACGAGAUCCUGCAGGACGUGGACCUCAACGGGGAUGGGCGCGUGGACUUCGAUGAGUUCGUUAUGAUGCUGUCAUCCCGGUAACGAAGCUUUGGGGCAGGAGGGGACCCC
Messenger RNA from Chroicocephalus ridibundus (black-headed gull), 1370 nucleotides. It is a transcript of the gene CABP4, whose product is annotated as calcium binding protein 4. Lineage: Eukaryota; Metazoa; Chordata; Aves; Charadriiformes; Laridae. Gene Ontology annotation, biological process: visual perception; regulation of voltage-gated calcium channel activity. The transcript has 6 exons. Gene Ontology annotation, molecular function: calcium ion binding; calcium channel regulator activity. Gene Ontology annotation, cellular component: cytoplasm. Bases 633 to 1343 code for a protein of 236 amino acids. The record is from RefSeq and is a predicted model, not a curated record.